CCCAACAUAAAGGUGUGUCGAUUCAAUAUACUCCGAUAUUUUGCUGCUUUGAGCUCAACAGGGACGAAACCCAUCAACUUGAUUAACUUUAUCAACUCCGUUACAAAGAGACAGCAGCUCUAAUCGUUGACACACACGGAGAACAGAUGUUAAACUAAAGGUGACUGACAAGGAAGUUUUUUGCAGUGAAGAGAUGAGUGCUGAAAUUAGCACCAUCCCCUCGUUACCACUUUUCUUGGAUUCUGUUUGGUCUGAACAAUCCAGCUCAUCUCACAGCUCUUACCAGAACCACACCAACACAUGGGUAACAGCACCCACUGCUGUAUACAACCCUCCUGUUUCCUGCAUUGACAGAAUGGACCCACCCCAGCCCUGCCCGACUCCAGAUGAGGCCUCUGAACUGGGGUCUGAAUUUCAGGCACAGCUCGAUUUGUUCCUCAAACUGGGGUUUUCCCUAACGCAAGUUCAAGCUGCUUUUCUGAAACUCGGUCUCAAUGCAGACACCAACAAAGUUCUGGGGGAGCUGAUACAGGCUGGUGGGGAAUCAGAGGACAAAUUGGAACCCACAGCCUCCCCAGUGCUGGUUCCACGUGGGGAUGGUACCAGUAAAACCCGAACUUCCCAGACACACAGUCAUAUCGCUCCGCCAAUGCCUACGGCACCGGAAGAGCUGGCAGAAGAUGACGAUGCCCUCAGGCCAAUUGUUAUUGAUGGAAGUAAUGUAGCAAUGAGCCACGGGAACAAGGAAGUUUUCUCCUGUCUAGGAAUUCAACUAGCAGUGAACUUUUUCCUGGAGCGAGGUCACGUUGAUAUCACAGUGUUUGUACCUUCCUGGAGAAAAGAGCAGCCACGGCCAGACGUACCCAUUACAGAUCAACACAUUCUGCGGGAAUUGGAGCGCAGGAAACUCUUGGUGUUCACGCCGUCCAGAAGGGUGGCCGGAAAACGGGUGGUUUGCUAUGACGACCGUUUUAUCGUGAAGCUAGCGUAUGAUUCUGAUGGCAUCAUUGUAUCCAAUGACACAUACCGAGAUCUGCAGGGAGAACGUCCUGAGUGGAAGCGAUUCAUCGAGGAGAGGCUUCUAAUGUACUCGUUCGUCAAUGAUAAAUUUAUGCCUCCGGAUGACCCUUUGGGUAGACAUGGUCCCACCCUUGACAACUUUCUGAGAAAGACUCCACGUGUAGCUAAGAAACUGCCAUGUCCUUACGGAAAGAAGUGUACUUAUGGAAUCAAAUGUAAGUUUCACCACCCAGAGCGAACCAAGCAAUCCCAGCGUGCCCUAGCCGACGAGCUGCGAGACAAAGCCAAAAUUUCAGCAACACCACACAAAACACAUUCAGCUUCUCUUGGUUCCAGUCAAAGUCCAUCUCUAGAGGACGUUAUGGAACAGAAACUAUCUCUAGACCCAUCUGGAUCUCUCAAAAAGAGUUACGCCAGUGAAAACGUACUUGUCAUCAAAGGCGUCCCCCAGCUCUCUCAGAAGAAGUUUACCUCAAAGAGAGACCGUAGUAGUCGCCAUUCCCUAACAAGUCUGGAUUCUUUUCCUAACAGUUCAAAGGUGCGUUUGGAUUCUGGCUUGGGUUCUUAUGAAUGUCAUUCCCCUGAAGCCCACCAGUUUGACCGCUACUGCGGAACUGACCACAAGAAGUCCAAAAAAUCCAGCAGUGGGCAGCACCGCUAUGUUCCAACCAAUAGCCAGCCCUGCAGUUGCUGCUCCAUCCAAUCUCUGAGCUCCAAUGGAGCCAAUCAGCACCACAGCAUGGGCUCCAACUUGCCAAAUCCAGAACAUAUGGGUUACGGUCAACCCCGUUACCACUCAUAUGGAGGAGGCCCAGUUUACCCUCCAGCCAACAUGUCACAGUAUUCAUUUCCACACGGUAGGGGGCCUCCGACCCACCAGGGUUACUGGUCCGACCAUUAUGGUGGCUAUCCACCAGCGUCCCACACUGCCAUGCAGGGAGAGCGAGGACAAGGACACUGGUCCCAUUCCAACCCUAAUCCUCAAUGGUCCGAAAGGGAGCAAGUGAGGAAGAAGUUGCUCGCAAUUUUCAACGCACGUUUGGUGGACAGGGCUAUGGAUAUGUUCCCCAAUCUCCUCGACCCUCAAAGAUUUGCCGCAGAGAUUUUGACCCUUCAGUCUCAGGAUAGGGAUUUAUAAACAUCUAUUGUUAAGACUUAUCCAAAAGACUUGAAAAUAAUAAGAGUAAACCUUUGGCACAGAGAGUGUCCUAACAAGGUAUGACUAAUUUAAGCAUUUAGUCCCAGCUUCAACCAAAACGAUGGAUGUUGUCGGUAGCUUGGUUCUAUUUUGUUCAAAAUCUUGCUUUGCAUAGUUGCAUUUUAGCUUUGAUUUUAUUUUUCCCAUUUUAACAAUUACUUUUUGAAAUAUUUACAAAAACUAGCAUGCCUAAGAUGCUGCUUAACAGGUGCCAAAGAAAACAAAAUGCAGUAAACGUCAGUAGGACACACUGAUGUUCAAAAUGUUUUCAAUACGUUUUUUAAAAAUAGAGACAAUGGCAUAUUUUAAUUACAUUUUAAACAAUGGACUGACUGUUGGACACAAACAUUUAAAAAGUUGAUAUUUGGAUUGUGUUUUGUCUACAACUAUUGUAAAUUCACCAUUGGUUGUAUUAACCAACAGGGUGUUUUCCUUGUUGCUAUAGUUCUCAAGAGUUUAAUAUUCAGGUUUGUCAUAAUUAUGACAAAAAGUGUUCUCAACAUAUAUGAUGAUGAUGACAUUAUACAUUUAUAUUUACAGAUAUAUUUGUGGAAAAACAUAUUUUGUGUAUGUCUGAGUGUUAUCAAUUGUGGUUCUGUGUUUGAUUUGCAGCACCAUGUAGAUUAAAUGUGUUGGCACUGUGUGCCUUAACUGACAUUUGUUAUGCAGAACAGAAAAGUACACACCCUUUGGUGUAUGUUCCCAUUUUCAUAAGUGCUAACUUAUAAAAUGUCCUAAAGAAUGUGAUCAUCACCAAUUAAACUUGAUUCAAUUCAGAAAGUUCUCAUGUGUAAAUAGCAAAAGCUAAAAACAUGCACAUAUCAGAAGUUGUGCUGGCAUUACAGUACAGAUAAGAGUCGAAGAGACUUUGUCAUGGAACAUUUGGUGCCUCUAUUAGUUUGUAUUGAUUGAAGAUGUUUGGGUUUUUGUUGGGAGUCGGCAAUAUGGAGUAGGCAAUAUUUUGCCAAUGUUUUGUUUAGCAACUUUGGUAAUUUCAAAUCAUAAUGUGCUCUACACUCACUUAAAUACUCUUUACUUUUUUUGUGCUUUGUUUCAUAUUAUGAAAAUAAAAUAUACCAAUGUACCAA
This is a messenger RNA of Xyrauchen texanus (razorback sucker), 3306 nucleotides long. RefSeq names its product ribonuclease ZC3H12A-like. Gene Ontology annotation, biological process: 3'-UTR-mediated mRNA destabilization; nuclear-transcribed mRNA catabolic process, RNase MRP-dependent. Bases 194 to 2158 code for a protein of 654 amino acids. Gene Ontology annotation, cellular component: nucleus; cytoplasmic ribonucleoprotein granule. Lineage: Eukaryota; Metazoa; Chordata; Actinopteri; Cypriniformes; Catostomidae. The transcript is spliced from 6 exons. The record is from RefSeq and is a predicted model, not a curated record. Gene Ontology annotation, molecular function: RNA endonuclease activity; mRNA binding.